ACCCUCUUGUCUCAGACUCCCCAUCCCCUGGGAUUAUAGGCAUGUGCCACCACGCCGGGCCCCUCACUGCCUUUAUUCUGUCUCACAGAAGUGGAUGUUUGUUCAGAGUGUUCACCUCAGGUCAACAUGAGCUUGACUCCAGGCUUUUCCAGGGGAGUUUUGAGGGCACAGAGUGACCACUAAUAAGACCAUCCAACUGAGAUUUCUGCAGGCCUCACAGAGAUGGACCAGUCCCUCCUGUUAUGGUUAGGGGUCCAGGGUUGGGCUUGCAGUCUUCACUCCAGUCACAGAGCAGAUGAGGCCCAGGCAGAGCUGGGAGUCCUGGUGAUGUGCAUGCUGGGAGUGUAUGCCAAGGGCCCAACUCAGCAGAACAGUGUACCUAGCCCACAGGCCUAGGUCAGCCCUGGGGCCUUGUGCUCUGCAAGCCAGCCUCACCUGAGAAGCUGUUUCACUUCCUGCCUCGGUUUCUCAAGGAGUCAGGCCCACGCGAAGGACAGGAGCCUGAGUAGCCCUAGAUCACCACCUUAGCAGAUGACUGGUUGGGCCCUUGUGAGCACCAAGAAGGGCGUGGUUCUCAGUUGGCUGGAUCCCUUUCUUUCCCAGGACUGAUCGCCUGCCCACUGUCUUGCCUGCUGUGCCCAAGGAAAGCCAUGUCCUCUCACGGUCAGAAGCGCCAGCACCACAAGGACAAAGGAGAACCUAAGGCCCAAAGGGAGGCACCAAGCCUCAAUGGUGUGCAGGUUCUCAGGCCUGAGGAGGAGGGGUCCUCCUCUGCCUGCAUCUCCUCCAGGUCCACACCUACCCUUAGCAAGGUGCCUUGUCCUGAGCCACUGAUUUGUGCACAGGUGCCUGAGAGAUCUUCCGCUCUCUCUGUUGCCACGGCCCCCACUCCGGGCCUCCCGUUCUUCCACCUCUCCAGCAGCCAAGAAGCAGAAGGUCGGUUCUCCUGGAAGAACCUGAAAGGCCAUAGGUCCUUGUUGGGAGACCCAUUGGAUGAGAAGAUGGCUGACCUGGUGCAGUUCCUGCUUCUCAAGUAUCGAAUGAAGGAGCUGACCACCAAGGCCGAAAUGCUGAGUAGCGUCAUCAAAAAUAACCAGGAGGACUUCCCUGUGGUCUUCAGUGUGGCCUCUGAGUGCAUGCACCUGGUCUUUGGUAUUCAUGUUGAGGAGGUGGACCCCUCCAACCACUCCUAUGCUGUUGUUAAUGCUUUGGGCCUCACCUAUGAUGGGAUGCAGGGCGAUGACCAGAGCAUGCCCAAGACGGGCCUUCUGGUAAUCAUCCUGUGCAUCAUCUUCAUGGUGGGGGACCGUGCCUGUGAGCAAGAUGUCUGGGAAAUGCUGAGUGUGAUGGGGGUGUAUCCUGAGAGGGAACACUUCAUCUACGGGGAGCCUAGAAAGCUCAUCACUGAAGAUUUGGUGCAGGAACAGUACCUGGAGUAUCGACGGGUGCCUGGGAGUGAUCCUGCUUGCUAUGAGUUCCUUUGGGGUCCAAGAGCACGUGCUGAAACCAGCAAGAUGAAAGUCCUGGAGUACUGGACCCAGGUCCAUGGGAGUGACCCUAGGUCCUACCCUUUCCUGUAUGAAAAGGCUUUGAGAGAUGAGGCAGAGUGUGCCAAAGUAUCAAAUGUAGCCAGGGCCACUAGGGUGCCCAGGGGACGGCCCAGGUCCAGGAAACACGGUCUCAUCAGUCUCCCUGGGCAGAAGAAGACCUGGAGGCUGACUGGCGGGGGACUUCUGACAGGAGAAGCUGGUUAG
This is a messenger RNA of Ictidomys tridecemlineatus (thirteen-lined ground squirrel), 1754 nucleotides long. Lineage: Eukaryota; Metazoa; Chordata; Mammalia; Rodentia; Sciuridae. The record is from RefSeq and is a predicted model, not a curated record.